UAUUGGACAACUCGUGUAAAUUAUUGUGUAUUGCAUCUAUCUUUUUCUAUGCAAACUUAAAAAUAAUAAUUAUAGCUCCGAAUCCAUCGAGAUUUGCAGGCAGUGAGCGGGGAUUUCGGCUGCAGCCGGCUGCGAGGUGUGUGCACGCUGUUAUAUAUAGAUUGACCAGCCAGUUUCCCGGCAAACUUACACACUUUGCGUGGCGGGGUGUGGUUAAAAAAAAAAGAGUGAAGACGAAGACUCGUAAAGCCUGAAAAACGCCUCCGGGUCUAAAGACAAUACAAAAACAAUUCGGCCCCUCGAUCGCCGUGGAACCUAAUCAUUUAUGCCGAGCGCAGAGAUGGAGUCUAAUUAGCAUAUCAAAUUGGAUGACGGCACUGGCGAAUAGUCGCCAUCUGCCGCUGCCUUCUGAUAAAAGCAAAAAACAACAAAAAAAAUAGAGAAACAGACCAAAAGAAAACAUUUAGUGUACUUUAUUCCCCAGAUUUGGCCAGUAAGUACGCAUAGAUAGGAUCCUAGACGACUGGCCGGCAAUGUGCUGGACAAGAUGUCCCGGCUCGCUGAUUAUUUCGUGAUAGUCGGCUACGACAGCGAUAAGGAGAAGACCGCCAGCAAUGUGGGCGGCCAGCCAACUUGCGGCAAAAUCGUUCAGCGCUUUCCCGAGAAAGAUUGGCCGGACACUCCGUUUAUCGAGGGCAUUGAAUGGUUCUGCCAGCCGCUCGGAUGGAGUUUAUCGUACGAGAAGCAGGAACCUAAGUUCUUCGUAUCGGUGCUGACGGACAUCGAUGCUAAGAAACACUAUUGCGCCUGCCUAAGCUUCCACGAGACGGUAGCCAUCACGCAGACGCGCAGCGUGGACGACGAGGAUGAGACCAUCGGUAGCAGCAGGAUGCUGGGGGCCACUCCCUCAAUGGAUGGCAUCGCUGCGACAGCUGCGCCAGCUCCUAUUACGCAUCACAGCGUCAUGUAUGCUCCCAAGUGUCUUGUGCUCAUAUCGCGCUUGGACUGUGCCGACACAUUCAAAAAUUGCCUCGGCACGAUAUACACAGUGUACAUUGAAAAUCUGGCGUAUGGACUGGAGACACUUAUUGGAAACAUUCUGGGCUGCAUCCAAGUCCCUCCAGCGGGUGGACCGCAGGUGCGAUUCUCCAUAGGAGCAGGCGACAAGCAAUCGCUCCAGCCUCCGCAGAGCUCCUCCCUGCCGACAACGGGAAGUGGAGUGCACUUCCUCUUCAAGCAGCUAGGCAUCAAGAAUGUGCUGAUCCUACUCUGCGCUGUGAUGACGGAGAACAAGAUUUUGUUCCUGUCCAAAUGCUAUUGGCACUUGACGGACAGCUGCAGAGCUUUGGUGGCUUUAAUGUAUCCCUUCCGGUAUACACAUGUUUAUAUUCCCAUUCUGCCGGCGCCCCUCACGGAGGUGUUGUGCACACCUACACCGUUCAUUAUGGGCAUACAUAGUUCGUUGCAAACUGAGAUUAAGGAUCUACUGGAUGUUAUUGUGGUGGAUUUGGAUGGCGGUUUGGUAACCAUUCCCGAAUCUCUUACUCCGCCUGUUCCUAUUCUUCCCUCACCACUGUGGGAGCAGACUCAGGACCUGCUCGGAAUGAUCCUGUUCCCGAACCUGGCGCAAGCUGAUCUGGCUUUUCCCACACUGGAGCGACCGUCUGCUCUGUCCAAGACUGACGCUCAGAUCGACAAGGAACUCCGCGCCAUAUUUAUGCGCCUCUUCGCUCAGCUACUGCAAGGAUAUCGCUCCUGCCUUACAAUCAUAAGGAUCCAUCCAAAGCCGGUAAUCACGUUUCACAAGGCUGGAUUCCUCGGCGCCAGGGAUCUAAUCGAGAGCGAAUUCCUAUUUCGUGUAUUGGACAGCAUGUUCUUCACCACGUUCGUGAACGAACGAGGACCUCCCUGGCGGGCCUCUGAUGCCUGGGAUGAACUUUACAGCUCCAUGAACGAAUUGCUCAAGUCAGAGGCGCAAAAUCGGAAUCUCAUACUCACACAUAUCCAGGAAUUGGGACGCGUUCUUUACGAGAAUGAGGGCACAUUGGCACAUAUUAGCUAUGCCCAGAAGGUCCUGCGUCCGCCGGAGGGCGCAUUCCAGAGGAUUCAUCAGCCAGCUUUUCCGCGCAUUAGUGCGGAAAAGGUAGAAGUAAUCAUCCAGGAUGGAAUUCGCAAGAACGGAGUGCCACAACGCUUUCAUGUUACCCGAAAUCAACACCGGAUCAUUCCGAUGGGUCCUAGAUUGCCCGAGGCGUUAGAUGUGCGUCCCAAUGUCCAAAACUCGGCCCGACGACUGGAGGUGCUACGGAUCUGUGUGUCAUACAUCUUCGAGAACCGAAUUACAGACGCCAGGAAACUACUGCCAGCUGUGAUGCGAACCUUGAUGCAUCGAGAUGCAAGAUUGAUUCUCUGCCGCGAGUUUUUUGGAUAUGUUCAUGGUAACAAGGCUGUGCUGGACCAUCAGCAAUUUGAGUUGGUUGUGAGAUUCAUGAACAAGGCGCUGCACAAAUCCUCCGGGAUUGACGAGUACACAGUAGCUGCGGCUCUACUGCCGAUGUCCACAAUCUUUUGCCGAAAGUUAUCUACAGGAGUGGUGCAGUUCGCUUACACAGAGAUACAAGAUCACGCCAUUUGGAAGAACCUUCAGUUUUGGGAAUCCACAUUCUUUCAGGAUGUCCAGGGUCAGAUAAAGGCGUUGUAUCUACAACACCGUCGACAGAACGAGCAUCAAAAGGAGGCAAACUGUGUGCUAGAUGAGGUUCCGCUGGAGGAGCCAACAGCGCUUGAGAUUACGGCCGAGCAGCUUCGCAAAAGUCCCAACAUCGAGGAAGAGAAGAAGGCGGAGCUGGCUAAGUCUGAAGAAGGUACUUUGUAUAGCCAGGCGAUACAUUUUGCAAACCGAAUGGUCUCAUUGCUGAUUCCUCUCGACGUCAAUGUGGAUGCGGCCAGUAAGCCGAAGCCAGCGUUUCGUCUGGAGGAAAAUCAGAGUGUUUCUAAUAGUAUUAUGGGCUCACACAGCCUGAGCGAACAUUCCGACGAAGAAUUUGAGGAGAACAAUGCACUGGAAAUAGGCGUCACAGUUGGGAAAACAAUUUCCCGCUUCAUUGACUGCGUAUGUACCGAAGGUGGAGUAACCUCUGACCAUAUACGCAAUCUGCAUGACAUGGUGCCGGGUGUAGUGCACAUGCACAUCGAAUCCCUGGAACCGGUUUAUCUAGAGGCCAAGCGUCAUCCCCAUGUCCAAAAGCCGAAGAUUCAGACACCAUGCCUGCUGCCGGGAGAGGACUUGGUUACCGACCACCUGCGUUGUUUCCUCAUGCCGGAUGGACGCGAAGACGAAACCCAGUGCCUGAUACCCGCCGAGGGAGCUCUUUUCCUCACCAACUACCGUGUGGUGUUCAAAGGUUCUCCUUGUGAUCCCUUAUUCUGCGAGCAAGUGAUCGUGCGCACUUUUCCGAUUGCCUCCUUGUUAAAGGAGAAAAAGAUAUCGGUGCUGUACCUGGCUCAUCUGGAUCAAACGCUGACAGAAGGACUGCAGCUGCGCUCCAGCAGCUUUCAACUUAUCAAGGUCGCCUUUGACCCCGAAGUAACCCCCGAGCAAAUUGAGAGCUUUAGGAAGAUAUUGAGCAAAGCUCGCCAUCCGUUCGAUGAGUUUGAGUACUUUGCGUUUCAAUCUUAUGGCACCAUGCUUCAGGGAGUGGCCCCGUUAAAAACAAAAGCGAAAUACUCCACCAUCAAGGGAUUUGCAAUUAAGACGCUAAUCCGAGGAGCCAAAAAGGCUGGAUUUAAAGAGAAGCAGCAAACCAAGCGUAAGUUGGUUUCCGACUAUGAUUAUGGAAGUGCUGAUGCCCAGGAAACACAGUCUAUCGACGAUGAGCUGGAGGACGGAGAUGAGUUUGAAACUCAAAACAAUACCAUGCCUAGAUUGCUGACAACAAAGGAUGUUGAACGAAUGCGGGAGAGGAGCUAUGUACAGGAUUGGAAAAGACUCGGAUUCGAUGCGGAAGCUCAGCGUGGCUUCCGUAUAAGCAAUGUUAAUACUAGUUAUGCUACUUGUCGUUCAUAUCCGGCGAUAAUUGUGGCUCCAGUGCAGUGCAGUGAUGCCGCAAUAUUGCAUUUGGGUCGUUGUUUCAAGGGUCAGCGAAUACCACUGCCCACUUGGCGACAUACGAACGGAGCGCUGCUCAUUCGAGGUGGUCAACCUAACAGCAAGUCCGUCAUUGGAAUGCUGAAGAACACGACAGGAAGCAAUACGAACGCCCAUCACGAUGUAACCCAUUAUCCUGAGCAGGAUAAAUACUUCCUAGCCCUGAUAAACACGAUGCCGAAACUAACGCCACUGGCUCUCAAUCAGUACUCGGGCAUGAAUCUCUCGAUGAGCUCGUUGAUGGCCCAUGGCUCCGCCGAUGAUCGUCAGCCUCUUACGCCGGAACUAUCACGCAAACAUAAAAACAAUCUGGAUGUAAGCGAUGGCAGCAAGUCUAGUCAAGGAGGUAAAGGCGGAACGAUGAAGGGAAAUUCUAAAAACUCAUCAUCACAUCCAUUCCGCAAGGUUCGGCUUUACGCAUUGGGAGAAAAAUCUCAAGCCAAGUCGAACAUGAAUGUGGACUUUUGCGCGGACUUUAUCCCAGUGGACUAUCCAGACAUCAGGCAAUCGAGACCCGCCUUCAAGAAACUGAUACGCGCCUGUAUGCCAUCGCACAAUACCAACGAAGCGGAUGGUCAAAGCUUUGCCAAGAUGGUGGAGCAGUCUGACUGGCUGCAGCAGAUCUCCUCUCUAAUGCAAUUGUCUGGUGCCGUAGUUGACCUCAUUGACUUGCAGGAAAGCAGUGUAAUGCUAUCUCUGGAGGAUGGCUCCGAUGUAACCGCCCAACUUAGUUCAAUAGCCCAGCUGUGCUUGGAUCCCUACUAUCGCAGCCUGGAUGGUUUCCGUGUGCUGAUUGAGAAGGAGUGGUUGGCCUUUGGUCAUCGCUUUGCUCAUCGAAGCAAUCUCAAACCCUCGCAUGCAAACACAAACAUUGCAUUUGCCCCAACUUUUCUGCAGUUUCUAGAUGUAGUUCAUCAGCUGCAGCGCCAGUUUCCAAUGGCCUUCGAAUUUAAUGACUUUUAUUUGAGAUUCCUGGCAUAUCACUCAGUGUCGUGCCGCUUCCGCACUUUCCUUUUUGACUGUGAGCUUGAGCGCUCAGACUCCGGCAUUGCCGCGAUGGAGGACAAGCGCGGAUCGUUGAAUGCCAAACAUAUUUUUGGAACUGGUGGCAUGACGACCAAUGGAUCCGACGAUGAGUGCAAUGUGUAUCCUCUGGAUAUAAGAAAUCAAAGAACACCCGCACCCAUAAAUCGCAUUGGCCACUCGAUUUUCGAUUAUAUUGAAAGGCAACAUAACAAAACGCCUAUAUUUUAUAAUUUCUUGUAUUCGGGGGACAAAAGCAUGACUCUGCGACCGCAAAAUAAUGUUGCCGCUUUGGAUCUAUGGAGUUAUUAUACCAACGAGGAGCUGGCCCAAGGAGCGCCUUACGAUUUGGAAGUGACCACCGUCGAUGACGAAGUCGAUCUAUCCGAGACGAAGGGAAAGCGCACGGUCAUAACCGCGGGAUAUGACAACAUGGAGAAGUGCAAUCCCAAUGCCUAUGUUUGCCUGAUCAGCGAAGUAAAGCAAGCGGAGACGGAGCGAGGACAUCUACCGCAAAAAUGGCUGCAGGUAUGGAACAGUCUCGAGGUGCCCCAAUUAGAUCCAGUUGCACGGAAUACUUCUCUGGGAAACAUCUUCGUACAAACACAUCAGCACAAACGCUCUACGCUGGAGAUUAUUAUGAAGGGACGGCUGGCAGGCUACCAGGACAAGUACUUCCACCCUCAUCGUUUCGAGAAGCAUCCUUACACCACUCCCACCAACUGCAACCAUUGCACCAAGCUGCUCUGGGGACCCGUUGGCUACCGGUGCAUGGACUGCGGCAACUCCUAUCACGAAAAGUGCACGGAGCACUCAAUGAAGAACUGCACAAAGUACAAAGCCAUCGAUGGGGCUGUGGGGCCACCAAACGUGAACAUGUCACAGGGCGAUACAGCCAGCAUCGCUUCCAGUGCCGCAACGACGGCGCGCACCUCCAGCCAUCACUUCUACAACCAGUUUAGCAGUAACGUUGCCGAAAAUCGGACGCACGAGGGACAUCUGUACAAACGUGGCGCUUUGCUCAAAGGAUGGAAACAGCGUUGGUUCGUUCUGGACUCGAUUAAGCAUCAACUUCGUUACUAUGACACUUCUGAGGAUACCGCUCCAAAAGGCAUAAUUGAACUGGCUGAGGUGCAAUCUGUAACUGCCGCUGCCGCACAACCAACACAAAUUGGCACAAAAGGUGUAGAAGAAAAAGGAUUUUUCGAUCUUAAAACAUCAAAGCGCACCUAUAAUUUCUACGCAGUCAAUGCUAAUUUGGCACAGGAAUGGAUUGAAAAGUUGCAGGCAUGCUUGCAAUAGAUAGACGAUGAAAAAUCAUGCUUUUUCCAAAAUCCGAAUUGCGGUAAUUUUCCUUUAAGUUCUGUUUUGUCCGGCGAACGGAAGUUUUGUUGUAGGAUAAGUCAGAAUGUUUCCAGUUCUACGUAUUAUUAUUUUGAAUCUGUGGCUCUGCCAUCAUAUCAUAGCUAAAACUAUCAGUUUAGAAUUUCCUUAGUUGAAAAAUCAUUCGCACCCAUUAACAUAAAUGUUAGCAACAAUUAUGCCAAGCAACAAGCAAAACGUUAGUUAAAAAAAAAAUGAAAUCCAUCUGUAAAUGUGAAUGUAAAGAAACUAUAAAAUUAUGUGAUUAUAUAAACAAAACAAAAAAUCAGACUAUAUGAUAAAUUAACGAUAAAAUGGAAAAGCCACAACCGCAAGUUUUUGAUAUAAUUUUUUUAUAUACAUAUAUAUAAAUAUAUAUAAUCCUUAUGCCUAAACUAUAUAGGUUUAUAGUGAAUUUACCAAAGAUUAUUCCACCUUUGUUGCGCAAUUGAAAUGCAUUUCUUGAUUGCUUCCUUUAAACUAAACCCUAUUAUUAAACGCUUUCCUUUAUUUAUACACUACAUGGUAAUCAAUAUAAUACAUACUUUAAUGCAAUUAUUUGUGGCUUACAAACGAUAAUAUACAUUUUUAAACAAAUGCGC
Drosophila eugracilis is the source of this 7134-nucleotide messenger RNA. It is a transcript of the gene Sbf, whose product is annotated as myotubularin-related protein 13. The record is from RefSeq and is a predicted model, not a curated record. Bases 548 to 6472 code for a protein of 1974 amino acids. Lineage: Eukaryota; Metazoa; Arthropoda; Insecta; Diptera; Drosophilidae. The transcript has 10 exons.